Molecule: messenger RNA, 1430 nt
Organism: Cuscuta campestris
Lineage: Eukaryota; Viridiplantae; Streptophyta; Magnoliopsida; Solanales; Convolvulaceae
Source: the annotation of a GenBank genome assembly
GCAUAGUGCAGAGACGGAGACCAGCGGUAAAUUUGUUUACGGGAACCGGCUGGUGACGAAGUGCGGCAACCAAGGUCGACGAUUCCGAGUUCCGACCAAGUACAAUCGUUCAGAAACAGGCUCCGAUCUGGUGAAAAUAUCAAGGUUGAAACUGCCUACUUCACAAACAGGAAAUGAAAGUGCAUGGAAGAGGUUCUAAUCAAGAAUCAAGUUUGAGAAGGCCCGGGGAUACACGAUGGGGGUCUCAUUACUCAACAAUUGUGAGUGUAAUUUCAUUGUUCUCUCCUAUUGUUUCAUUGGUGAAUAUAAUUCAAAAUGAUCCUAAGAAUGAUUCGGUAAGGACGGAGGCAAGUGCUAUUUUGUUUGCUAUGGAAGAUUUUGAAUUUGUAUUCAUUUUGCAUUUGAUGGAGAUGGUCUUAAGCAUUACUUACGAACUAUCACAAUCCUUGCAACGGAAAGAUCAAGACCUAGCCAAUGCUAUUGCUUUAGUGAGAGUUGCAAAAGUUCGAUUGCAGAAUUUGAAAAGUGUUAAAUUUGAUGUGUUGCUUGAUUUAACAACUGAGUUUUGCAAGAAACAUGAUGUUGAUAUUCCAAACAUGGGUGAUUUCUAUUGUCCCAAGGGAAGAUCAAGGAGAAAUGCAUCCACACUCAAGUUUUGGGAGUUCUUCAAGUUCAUGUACUUUGAUAAAAGUAUGAAACUUUUGAUCGUGUGGAAGAUGAAGACAUCCUACACUAUUUUCAAGCAAUGAAGGCUAGAAGAAUGAUUUUGUAGACUUGAGAAUUUCCUGGCUCCGCCACUGACUGCUCACGAACAUUACUUGAGUAAAAAUUCAUUUUUACUCAAGUAAGCUGAUAUUCAACUCCUUGACGACUAUGAAGUUGAACACUGCUGCUUGACUUUCGUUCUGAUUUCUCCAUUAUUGGAUCUGUGGGAAAACUGAGACUGCUGUUUGGAACCUUUGAACCUGAAACCUUGCUGAAACUUGGAACCCUAUGCUGUGUUGCUGGUAGGAAAAUUGAAGCUGUUGUUUGAAACUUCUGCUAAUGGAAGGUUGCUGGUGUUGUGGUUGGAGUUACGCUGUUGUUGAACCGUAUGCUGCUGCUCAUUGUAACAUGUUUGAUGCUUUUGCCUAAUGUCUUAUGGAUUAACAAAUACACCAAAUGUCCUUUUCUUAAACAUAAGAAUGGUUGGAACAUGUUAGUGCUUGGAAUAUCUUAGGAAACUAAUGCUACCUCACAUGAGUACCUGAAAUCUGCUUGGAAUCUUAUUUGAAUCUGCCUGGAAUAUGAUGGGAUCUGCUUUGAAUCUGUCACCUAUGGCUGCCACUGUUCGAAGAUGUUUGGUAUGCUGUUUUAACUUGUUGAAUGCCUCUCCCAAUAUGAUGCUUCCUCUAAAUCUGUGAGAAGCAUAUUAAAGAGGGGAUGGACCA